AUGGGUCCAUUGUUGUGUGAUGGACGGCUGACACACCUCCUCUUUCCUCUUCUCCUCCUUUUGCGGGCUCCCCUGUUGUUUAGUUUUGGUGAGCGCACCUGUCCCAACAGCUGCCGAUGUGAGGGGAAAACUGUCCAUUGUGAUUCAGCUGGCUUCUUGGAUGUCCCAGAAAAUGUCUCAGUAGGAUGCCAGGGCCUCUCCCUGCGCUACAAUGAACUGCACACCCUGUUACCAUAUCAAUUUGCUCACCUCAGUCAGCUUCUGUGGAUAUACUUGGACCACAAUCAGAUUUCAGCUGUUGACAGUCGAGCAUUCCAGGGGGUCCGAAGGCUUAAAGAGCUAAUACUGAGCUCCAACAGGAUCACAUCCCUGCACAAUUCAACAUUCCAUGGAAUUCCCAAUCUUCGCAGUCUGGACUUGUCCUACAACAAAUUGGAAAUUCUGCAGCCAGGUCAAUUCCAUGGCUUACGAAAACUACAAAACCUACACCUACGGUCAAAUGGUCUCUCCAACAUCCCAAUUCGUGCAUUCCUAGAGUGCCGAAGUUUAGAAUUUCUGGAUUUGGGCUACAAUCGAAUCAAGGCUCUUACCCGCACCACCUUUUUGGGGCUACAGAAACUGAUGGAGUUGCAUCUAGAACACAACCAGUUCUCACGAAUCAACUUUUUUCUGUUUCCCCGCUUAGCCAACCUGAGAUCACUCUAUCUGCAGUGGAACCGCAUUAGGGUGGUCAACCAGGGCCUUCCAUGGACUUGGUAUACACUGCAGAAACUUGAUCUGUCUGGAAAUGAAAUCCAGACCCUGGACCCAGCGGUGUUUCAUUGCUUGCCUAACCUUCAAGUUCUCAACCUGGAAUCCAACAAACUGUCCAAUGUGUCUCAGGAAGCAGUGUCUGCAUGGAUCUCACUGACCUCCAUCAGCCUUGCUGGGAAUAUGUGGGAUUGUGGAACUGGCAUAUGCCCACUUGUGGCUUGGUUGAGGAAUUUUCGGGGUAGCAAAGACACCACUAUGAUAUGCAGCAGCCCAAAGUAUUUACAGGGAGAAAAAAUUAUGGAAGCCACAAGGAACCAUGGUAUUUGUGAGGAAACUGAUUACAUUCUGACUGAAACACCCUCACCGAUGUCAGAGCUAAUUUCUGAAGCCACAGCUGAACCGACCUUUGCCCCUACUAGUGGCUCUCCACCUAUGCCACCAACCAGCACCUUUGGUCCUCUCCCACCAUUCAGACCUCGACCUAUUCCUAACCCUACCUUUCCAGGGCAUAUGAGCAAGGACCCAAGAGACUCAGUUUCCCGCACUCGACCCACUCUCAUACCACCCCCUGAGAUAGAGCACAUGACUCUGCACAAAGUGGUGGUGGGAAGUGUGGCACUCUUCUUCUCCAUGUCCCUACUCAUGACAAUUAUCUAUGUGUUGUGGCGGCGCUAUCCAGGUGCAACCAGGUUGCUGCAGCAGCGAUCCAUGGUGGGGCGAAAGCGUCGCAAAAAGAGUCCAGAGCCUGAGCAGAACCUGAGCUCCCAGCUCCAAGAGUAUUACAUGAGCUACAACCCUGCUGCCACACCAGAGGCACUGGAGGUGCUAGGCAAUGGCACUGGUUCCUGCACUUGCACAAUUUCUGGCUCCAGGGAGUGUGAGAAUGAGUAUACGUGUCCACGCCCCCUACCUGGUGCCUGGCUGGGAGAUCUGCCUACCAUCCAUUAA
Molecule: messenger RNA, 1701 nt
Organism: Micropterus dolomieu (smallmouth bass)
Lineage: Eukaryota; Metazoa; Chordata; Actinopteri; Centrarchiformes; Centrarchidae
Gene: lrrtm4l1
Product: leucine rich repeat transmembrane neuronal 4 like 1
Exons: 3
Coding region: 1-1701 (566 amino acids)
Cellular component (GO): plasma membrane
Molecular function (GO): protein binding
Source: RefSeq, a predicted model, not a curated record